Hyphopichia burtonii NRRL Y-1933 is the source of this 777-nucleotide messenger RNA. RefSeq lists its product as uncharacterized. The annotation marks the transcript as partial. Lineage: Eukaryota; Fungi; Ascomycota; Pichiomycetes; Serinales; Debaryomycetaceae. Gene Ontology annotation, biological process: positive regulation of transcription by RNA polymerase II; meiotic cell cycle. The record is from RefSeq and is a predicted model, not a curated record. Gene Ontology annotation, molecular function: DNA binding; DNA-binding transcription factor activity. The transcript has a single exon. Gene Ontology annotation, cellular component: nuclear chromosome.
CUGGACAAGAAAAAGAAGAAACUUGCGCCACGAAGUAGUCUUCAAUUUAAAGUAGGACCGUCCUUUAGUGGAACUACUCAUUUCCAAACGUUAUAUGCCAGUUCCAGUAACUGCACUAUAGUUCCAAACAUUAGCGCUCGAGUUGACCGAGGGUUUGACAAGCUUGAUGGAGAGUGGGUUGGGUAUAAGCGGAACUAUUUUACUUUGGUGGCGGCAUUUCAAUUUAAAAAUAGUCCCGAAGACUUGAUUGAAAGAGAGACGUUCUAUAUUAUAGAAGAUGGAAUCCGCGAAGAAAUUGAAUGUUUUGCGCUUAAGUUGGUUGCAAAAUGCCACGAAGACGAGACCCCAGUACCUUUGGUUCAACAUACAGCGAAAAGAGAUCGAGGUCCUCAAACAGUUCCACCAAUAUAUCCGGCAAUUCCAAGCCAUUUACCUCGGCACGAAGUUAUCAGAGAAGUUGCCAAUAUUAGAAAUAAUAAUAAAAUUGAUAAGUAUAAUCAACUUUUUUUCGCUCCUGAUGUUAAAAUGGGAAAUCAAGCACCAAUUGGAUCUAUUUUAAAAACGUAUCCUGAUGGGAUUGAAGUUGCCAAAGUUGCCAAAUAUGAACGGAUCCAAUUCUCAAGUUCCGAAUCCCAUAAAAGAACGGCAAUGACCAACAAACACAGUAUUUUAGAAGUUCAACUCGUCGCAGUAUUAGAUAAUGAUGAUGAAGUACUAUUGGCUUCUACUAAAACACCACCGUUAGUUGUCAGAGGUAGGUCUCCUUCAAAUUAUCAC